Molecule: messenger RNA, 1983 nt
Organism: Symbiodinium sp. CCMP2592
Lineage: Eukaryota; Dinophyceae; Suessiales; Symbiodiniaceae
Source: the annotation of a GenBank genome assembly
AUGGCUCCAGCGACACCACCAAGCGACCAGAACCCGAAGCAGCGUACAGCCACCGAUGAGGCCACGGGUGACCAAAAUCUGCAGCGGCAGUGGAUCGCAGCCUUCCAUGCUGGCGGUGGAUGCUCUGCAUCCUGCAUCCUCUGCACGAGCAUCGGAGGCAGCUGGAGACGGGACUUCGACAGUGUCGCCGUCCAAGACUUCGACGUCCGGAUUCAGGCGACAUUCAGCGCCACACGUCGCGUCGGCACGGCGGUCUAUCUUGUCGAAACCUGCUUUGCGCGUUGGGAAGCAGAGAUUCUUGCUCGAUGCGCCGAGUCUCGUUUUGCGACACUCCCGAAGUCCAAGAUCUCACUCCUUCUCAGCAUGCUGAGGAUGCGGUGCACGCCCCGGCAAAGCAAAGGCCUCAGCCUGCAAACGGGCGUGACGCCAUCAGAUGAAGCUUUCGCAGCUUUCAGGGUGAAGAACGUUCUUGACCAGGCCGAACCACUCGUGCCACAAGGUUCGCUCCGAGCACAUAUUCCAAAAGAGCCGAGGUACCAUGCACCUGGCCACCACCACCACAGCGUUGUGGCUGCGCGGCCUGCGGCCAUCGAUGCUUCUGAAAUACCGCUGUAUUCAGAUUCUGAUGGAUUGGCAGUCCUUCGAACGCGGUUGGGCGAGGCGCAAGGCCAAGGGAUGCAGAGCCGAGUCUUCCGGAAAGCUCCUCACAUCAAGAUCCGCAUCCGUCGAGCAUUCAACAGGGGACUCGUUCACCAUCAUCACCAUCACCACCACAAUGGACCCGUGGUGAUUUCUGAUGCAGGGCAGCUUGCACCGCCAAUUGUGGUGCACGUUAGAGCCCCCGAAAUACUUCCAGCAACUGGCGCGAGCGCUUUUCCGACUCCAUCUCCGGUGGAGCCUCCAAGUACCCCCUUGACUUCCGCUGCUCUGCAGCGGCACGAGGCGCUUAUGCAACAGCAGCAGGUUGACCAUCCUGCGACUGAUGCCAUGGCGCAAGCUGGCAUUCCCGCCAGCCUAUCCCUCGGCAUGAGCAUGCACCAGGGCGCAGUUUUCGGCGUCGUGUCCACUAUUGCCGUUGAGGCGAUGCAGAUCACACUGGCCGAGAAACGAGGCAAUGCAGCGGAUCAAACCGCAAGCAUAGCUUCUGCGGCUGUGCGUGGUGCCGUUGUGGGCGCAGCAGGAGGCGGCAUGGCACUGAUGCUAGGCCCCACGGCGCCAACAGACACUCAGCAGAACUUAGCAGACUUAGCAGUGUAUGUGAGCCUGUUGUUUGCAGUUGCAUGUGCUGCAGUGACUCAGGGCUAUAGCUUGAUUCGUGAAUGGCUGGCGCAGGGCUAUUCCUGGGCGCACAGCGAGAUCACUGGGCCUGUGGCCUUGAACCGAGCCGUGGAAGUCUCUGGCAGUGCUGCCGGAGGGGUGGCGGGAGCAAUGGCCGCUGCCACACUUCUCAGUGGCUGUGGCGGUGUGGUCGUGGCAGCUGCAGCUGGCUGUAGCGGAUUUGCUGGCAGCUUGGGUGGUCGUGAGGUGGCGGCCCUGUGUUUCCAGUCUUUGUCUUCGCAGAAGGCACCGAAGCGAAGGACCAGUCGCUGCAGCAGCGGCGGUAGCUCAACAAGACGCAGAAACUCGAGAGAUCACACCGUCGAGCCCGAGCUUCUGGAGGCGUAUUCCCUUCUUGGUGUGGACCCGCGCUGCUCCAACACGGAGCUGAAGCAUGCCUUUCGCCGUGCAGUCGCUCUGCAAAGUGCAGAGGUCUUGCCCGGAGAUGGCUCAGCAUGCCCUCCCUUCGGAGAGGUACUGCGGGCCAUGGAACUCAUUCGAUCCACCCGGCAGAUGCCUUUGCUGGAUGUGAGAAAUUUGGAUGGAGGGGAGAAAUUACGCAUCUGCAGACGCCCGUUGGAAACUCUACCACUUCAGUCUCACUCGCAGCUUGCCAGCUUCAUUGGUGGCAUGGCAGCUCAACCCACAGCCAGCACGGCAUUCUGA